AUGCUUCAGCAGGAUCAAUAUUCUAAUCAAAAGCCAAGGAUGAUCACAAAACAAGUUACGUUUAAAAGUGAGUCAGCAUCCAGAUUGUCUGAAAUUUCAGAAGAUAGUGAAAGACAAAUAAUAGAUUGUGAAAGGAGCAAAUCAAACACUCGCCACAAUUUGAGAUAACCAAGAUUAGUUAUACAGGAACAACAAUUGACUCAAACUGCUUAGAGAAAAACCUGCGAAUCCACAACUCCUUUUAAAUCAUCUAAAACAAUCGGAAAUUCUGCAGGUUAUAACUAUUUUCUGAAGGCUUUGAAAACAGAACGUAUUAAAAAGCAAUUUAUUAAUAAUCUUUUUACAAACUCAUAUGUUUUAUAGAAUAAUAAAAAAUAAAUUUUGAAUGAUGAAUAUCUUAAAGAAGGAAACAAACAAUAAAGCAUGGAAUCCCUCUCUUAAUCAAGGAUCCCAAUCAUUAUGCCAACGAGCAUAGCAAUCAUUGUCUGGGAUGCCUUAGGAAUAUUGCUUAAUUUGAUAAUUCUGUGGUUCACUCCUUUUUUAUUAUCUUUUGACAACAUGGAAAACUAUUUCUCCUUUGAUGUUAUCAUGUAAUUAACAACAUUCUUCCUAAUCAGUGACAUCCUUGUUUCCUUUAACAAAGGCAUCAUUGUUUAAGGGAUUGUGAUUAAAAAGAGAAAAAAACUGAUUCAAUAAUAUUUCUAAACCAAUGCAACCACUGAUUUAACUAAUUUAACCUUAUGGAUUUUGAUCUAAAAAAACUUAACGUCUUAUCAAAUUCUUGGAGAAUGCAUCGUUAUAUGCCAAUUAAUCGUUACAUUCUAUAAGAUAUAAAAAUAUUUUUCAGAUUAUUUCCAAUAUGUCUUUGUUAAAGGAGUAUCUAGUUAUAUAAUGGAUUUGUUAAGUCUGAUUUGUUCCAUAUACUUUUUUGCUCAUAUAGUUGCCUGUGCCUGGCAUUACGUUGGGGUUAAAUCAGGAGAAUAAUCUUGGCUAAUAAAAUAUGAUUUGGAACACGAAGCCAUCUGGAAGAAGUAUAAUUAUGCAUUUUAUUGGGCCACAAUGACUAUGACAACUGUGGGAUAUGGAGAUAUUACUGCAUAAAGUUAAAUUGAGAUUAUCUUUGUUAAUGUAGUAAUGUUUUUGUCUAGUGGAAUAUUCGCAUAUUCUAUGAAUUCUAUAGGCAUGAUCCUCAAGAACAUCUAUGAUGCCAAAUUGAAAUAUAAGAGAUCUCUGUUAUAGAUGAAUACAUACAUGAGCAAGAAUUGUGUUGAGCCACAAAUUUAGAGUAGAAUUAGAAAUUAUCUCAAAUAUUAUAUCGAAUCUGAAUAGAAUGAAAAUUUAGAAGAUAUCAAUAGACUUGUAGGGAUUCUGCCAUAAAAUUUAUAAUUGGAUCUAAAUACUGAUAUCCAGAGAAAAGUCAUCAAUAAGGCAAGACUAGUUAUAAACCAUUUCUCAUGCAAUACUUAGCAAUUAUUAUCGAAAAGCUUAGAAUUAGUUAAGUAUGCUCCAGGAGAUAUCAUUUAUAAAAGAGGAGAUGUCUCUGAUAAGAACCUUUACUUCAUCAUAGAAGGAGAAGUGGAUAUUUAGGAUGAUUAAAGCAAAAUGAAAUUCUCAAAACUAUUUUAGCAUUAACAAUUCGGAAUUUAUUAAUUCUUUACUGAUUUUCCUCCAAAAACAUCAGCUGUCAGUGUGGGAUUUUCCAAUAUUUAUAGAAUUAGUAGGAACAAAUUUUUAGAUAUUUUAUAAUUCAACAAGAGAGAUCUAGAAAUGUUUCAUUUCAUAAAAGAUUAAAUUAUUUUUAAUUCCAAUUAUAGAUUAUUUUCUAUGGAAUGUAAAUAUUGUGAAAGGUAGAAUCAUUAAGAAAUCGACUGUCCUGUUUUGACAUAUAAGCCAGAUCUUGAGCAGAGGAUAAAAAAGGGUAAUUUUUACCCUGUAAUUUAACAAAGACAAAAGAGGAGAAGAUUUGGAAGUAAGAUAAAAAGCAUUCUAUAAUAAUCGGAGAUAUCCAAAUCAGUCAAAUUUUUUACAGAAGAUACAACUGCUGGAGUUGAAUUCUCUCACUCUUUGUAAGUGGCUAUAAUAGCCCAUAGAUCUAAAACUAGUAAUUAUUCUGAAGUUCAAAAUAUUGAGUAAAAGCGAUCAUCUUGCUUUGUCACUGAAGACUAGGAUUAAGAAUAAAAACAAUAAUACUAUGACUGCUCUUUGAAUAGAAUUGGAAUUAAAGCAGACCAAUAAUCUUAAAUUGAAAAUUAACUUUCUCAGUCUAGAUAAAUUCAUAAGGAAUAAACGAAUACACCUAAAGAUUUCAAUAUGAUUGAUGAUUUAUACAUAAAUGCAAGGUGGUACCCUCCAGUUAUCCAAUGUGAUAGGUAACAGUCCUAUGAAAAGUAUUAUCCACGAUAAAACCUCGAAAACAUUAUCUAAUCUUUAGAAAAAAACAAUAUAAAGUACCAAAAGAAGCUUGAAAAGCAUGUUUUGAAUAUGAAUAAGUACACAUUCUUCUAUAAUGUGAAGAUCAAAGCUCUUAAAUUGAAACUCUUGUAUUUAAAAACUGUUAAUAUUGAAUGA
Paramecium tetraurelia is the source of this 2568-nucleotide messenger RNA. RefSeq lists its product as uncharacterized. NCBI's taxonomy places the organism in Eukaryota, Ciliophora, Oligohymenophorea, Peniculida, Parameciidae. The record is from RefSeq and is a predicted model, not a curated record. The transcript has 2 exons.